GGUCACGCGACGCCGGCAUCAUGGCUGCCUCCAUGCUGUUCGCCCCUUGGGGCGCCCUGCGGCUCGUUGGGCCGGCUCUGUGCAGCCGGCGGCUGCCCUGGGGUGUGUGGGUGCACGCGCGGCUGCUGCCAGGGCCCGCGGAGACCCGGCGAAGCGUGGCGGCGGCCAGUGGUGCGGGCGGCCCAGGCACGGCCGGGUACUGCCUGGAGCUGCUGCGUUUUAAACCCUUCUUACAGGUAAAGGACUCAGUUUCUGAGAAAACAAUUGGACUGAUGCGAAUGCAGUUUUGGAGAAAAACUGUGGAAGAUAUAUACUGUGACAACCCACCACAUCAGCCUGUGGCCAUUGAACUAUGGAAGGCUGUUAGAAGACACAGUUUGACUAAAAGAUGGCUUAUGAAAAUCAUUGAUGAACGAGAAAAAAAUUUGGAUGACAAAGCAUAUCGUAAUAUCCAGGAACUUGAAAAUUAUGCUGAAAACACACAGAGUUGUCUUCUGUAUUUAACACUGGAAAUAUUGGGUAUAAAGGAUCUCCACGCAGAUCAUGCCGCCAGUCACAUAGGAAAGGCACAAGGCAUUGUCACUUGCUUGAGAGCAGCACCCUAUCAUGGCAGCAGAAGAAAAGUGUUUCUUCCCAUGGAUAUUUGUAUGCUGCAUGGUGUUUCACAAGAGGACUUUCUGAGGAAGAACCAAGAUAAAAAUGUGAGAGAUGUGAUAUACGACAUUGCCAGCCAGGCACACUUGCAUAUAAAACAUGCUAGGUCCUUCCACAAAAGUGUUCCCGUGAAAGCAUUUCCUGCCUUUCUUCAGACAGUUUUCCUAGAGGAUUAUUUAAAGAAAAUUCAACGAGUGGAUUUUGAUAUAUUCCACCCAUCUUUACAGCAGAAGAAUACAUUACUUCCUUUGUCUUUAUAUAUUCAGUCAUGGAGGAAAAGAUAUUAAAAUAACUCCCUGUGGUCUUGUCUCCUGCCCUAACAUCUCCAGUAUAUUUGUGCCAUUUCUCUGAAGUCUUUGGUUUCAGGUAUGAAUUGUGCUUAUUUAAGCUGUGAGUUCAUAAUGGCUUAAAAUAUUACCUUUUUGAAAAUUCAAACAGAGCUUUUCAAAGGCAAGAGCAUAUUGGUUCAUUCAUCAGGUCCUCCCUCGGUACCCAGAACAAGCUUCCAAUAUAGAGCAAGUAGAAAUUAGUGAAUGUUUAAUUGAACAAAUGUACAAUGUGGUUGUGCAUAUCAGCGUACUUUCAGUUGAUACUGAUGCUGAAAGAACAUCCUCUUGUUCAGUUCUAUGGCUUUAGAGAGCCUUGUAGCUUGUCUUCAAAGGCAAGUGCAAGGAAAUGGGACAUGUUUCCUCUUGAGAGUCUAAGUGACCUAGGGUUGGAGAGUUCAUCACAAAGAGUCUUUAUUAGCAUUGUCUGUUGGUCUUCCCAGGUUAAAUUGGGCAGUAAUCAGGUGCUAACUAUCUUGGUUCCUGUCUCAGGGUCUUAAAACAGAAGGGUUCAAACACUCAGCUGGAUUACUGAUGCUUUAGUGGCUCAGAAGCCAAAUUAAUAUUAAGUAAGUAAUUUCAAAACACUUCCUAAGCCAUUUUAGAUUUGAUAGCUUAGAGAUUUGUAUGAACUAAAUUUACCAGUCUCAUAGAGAAAAAAAUGAAGUCUUAGUCAAUGGUAUUUACCAUACUAUUAAUUUCCUGGCAUAAAAUACUCCUUAAGAUGGUGCCAACAUUCUCGUUUAUUUUCAAAUCUCUAGGUUUGUAUUAGUAUUUUAAAGGCAUCAGGUAAAAUUUAAAACUGUUUUAGUUGCAUCUUGAUACUGACUAGGUAGAGAGCAACCAGUAACAAAUAUUAAGUACAAAAUACAGGUCAGUCUAAAUGUAGGUAAAGUUGCCUAUCAUUAAGAAAUAAGUUAUGGAUUGUUUGUUUGCUUUUUGGUACAUACUCAACAGUGAGUUACAUCCCCAGCUGCCACCAUUCCCCUUUUUGGUAUUUUUUUAAUAGUAUAUAAUUGAGAUACAUAAGAAUUAUAUUCAUCGUGGACCUAGCCCUUUUAAAUUUUAUUUUGAGACAAGGUCUCACUAAGUUGCCCAGGUUGGCAUCGAACUUGCUACCCUUCUGCCUCAGCCUCUCCAGUAGUGGGGAUUACAGGCAUGUGCCACCAUGCCUGGCAUGGGCAUGUUCUUAAUCAUUGGCAGCAUUCUUUCUCUCUUUUUGUUUAAACCUUUCUUUUUGAUGAAAUUAAAUAAUUGUUGAGAAAUGUAAUAGUGGAUAACACCUACUGAACAUGAGCUUGGACAGGUGGUGUACUUUGCACUUCUGUGUUUUGCAGUGAAGUAAGUCUUUAUCUUUCAACUGAUGAAACUGUCUCAGAGAUACAAAGUUCAAGGUCACGCAGCUGUUGGUACUAGAGCUGCAUGCCAAAGCCACUUCACUUCAAUGCCAAAGCCCAAAGCCCAUUAGUUUUUACCAUCCUUGAGACUUGUAAAAUAAACUGCCAAGUGUAAAAGCUCAAGGGCAUGACUUUUUUCAGAAAUAAGUAUUACUGCAUAAAUUUCAGGUAUAGAUUAGGUUAAAAAGUAAUUACUAUAUAAAUUCCAAGUGCAAAUUAGGUGAGAGAGAAAUAGGUUGAAAUAGGUCUCAAGUGUUGGCUACUGAGUGUGCACAGAGGGGCACUUACCUGCCUUGGAGGUCAGAGAAGGUUUCCCAGAGGCGGCGGCAUGUGAAUGUGUCAGGAAGGUUGGGUAGGAGCCAGGGCUUGGACAGAGUGUGGACGUUCUUGUGGGGAGGUCCUGGCCAAAGGAGCAGGAUAUACAAAGAACAGAAUGUAACGGCCAGCGUUCUAAGGAAAGCUUGUGAAUAAAAAGUGGCCACAUCCUCUAGUCUAGUGAAACACUUUGAAUUAAGAUCAGAGACGGGAGUAUGUAUUUUGCCCAUUUCAGUAUACCUUAUGUGCCCUUGUAUUUGUUUUAGGUCAUACAAAUUGGAUUUCUCUGAAGACACUGGCCUAAGAAAGUUUUGUCCAGAAAGAUCCACAGAGUUGUAAACAUUAUGCAGAUGGUUAUUGAAAAUAAAAUAAAACAAAAUAUCCUACUGGUUUUUUUAGUAAGGAGAACAGAGCAAGAAACCAUACACACCCAGAGCUGGGGAGGCUACUGGAAAUGGGUCAGAAGGAGGGAAGAGCAGAUGAGGGCUGAAUACAUUAAAAUAAUGUGGACACUCUACCUACUUUCUUCUUUAGUGAACAUACAUUUCUUGGAUAACUGUAAAAUUAUUUCUCAAAAAUUAGAACCCUUCAAAUGAGAAAAGUGGUGGUAGACAGGGAAUGUGACUAUAUUUAUAGAACAGUGAAUAGGUAGAUAGGUGGACUUGAAUUUUUCCAUUGUACAUACCAGUUAAAAAGAGUUUGUUCAACAGCAAAAAGGAAUAGUAGCACAAUAGACUAUUAAAUAUGUGACAUUCUUUAGUAUAAGCUGAAAGAAAUUGAAAUAGUUUAGAUGCAGAGCAAUAGAGUACAGUGAUGUAAAACACUGCCCUUAGGAGUGGAUUCUGGAGUCCCUGCCCUGCCUUCCUGACCACCAUGUAAUCUCAGCAAGUUUGUAAAAUAUACAGAAUCAUGUCAGCCUCAAUGCUUGUGAGGAACAAAUACGGUCAGAUGUGUAAAAUAAUAAUAACCUACAUCUAGUAAAUAACCAAUAUCAUUAACAUUCUUAUACAGAAGUCUCAACCUGACAGCCUGAACCUAAUUAGGCCUACAAGUAUAUUCUAUUUUGCAGGUAUGGCAUUUGAAAAGAAGAACUUGAGUGCUUUUAGACAGGACAUGUUCUUUCCAAUUGGCCGCUGGUCCUAGCAUGAGCUCUUACCUCACACCCAGCCCCAUUCAGACAUUCAUAUUUCUUGCUCACUGUGUAAACACUUGAGUGGGCCACCAGUGGCUACAGAGAAUUGCUGGCUAGUGGGGUAAUAGCAAGUGACAUACAGCUUGAGGCUGGCUUCAGGAAGUGCAGCUGUGCUUUCUCCCAAAAUGCUACUCUAUUUUAAUUAUUGUUUACACCUUUCUCCCACACUCAUACCAAGUUUCCUUGCUUGCGAGUCAGAAUCCCCAGAAUGUACUAUAGAUCUUGAUGGUGCUACAAAAAUCUUGGUGGUCUGAGUAAGUGUGGCACAGUGUGUCAUGGGAGUGCAACUCUCAGAAUCUGUUCACUGGGGCUGGGACCAGUAGGUGAAGGAUGAACUGGAAGUGUGUGUCUAAGAUGUGCUAGCUGGGGAAUGCAUACGGCAUCCAAGAAGCUAAGUCAUUGGGUACAACUGGGAAGCAGGACAGGAAGGAAAAGUGAGGCUGGAGAGAGAAGUCACAAUCACAUUAUGAUGUUUGGUCUUUUAAGAGUGACACAAGAGGGGCCGGGGAUUUAGCUCAGUGGUUUCGCCGCCUGCUUGCAAGCACAAGGACCCGAAUUCAAUCCCCAGUGC
Messenger RNA from Heterocephalus glaber (naked mole-rat), 4455 nucleotides. NCBI's taxonomy places the organism in Eukaryota, Metazoa, Chordata, Mammalia, Rodentia, Bathyergidae. The record is from RefSeq and is a predicted model, not a curated record.